Molecule: messenger RNA, 2712 nt
Organism: Physeter macrocephalus (sperm whale)
Lineage: Eukaryota; Metazoa; Chordata; Mammalia; Artiodactyla; Physeteridae
Gene: VSTM1
Product: V-set and transmembrane domain containing 1
Exons: 2
Source: RefSeq, a predicted model, not a curated record
CCACCAGACACCAAAGUCAUCUUUGUCGCCACCUUCAGCUGCCUCUGUCUCUUUCUCCUCUUCGUUGCUGUCUUCUUCAUCUACAGAUGCACUCGGCACGGUAAACUCGCGGCUAGUGUAUCUGGCAUCUCAGCUCGACGUGCACGUCUCUUUUCCUCAAAGCCUGAAGAAUCCCGGGGAGUGACCUACGUCCAGCUAAACACCAACGCACUGUCUGAGGCAGCUUCUGUCCCCACCGAGGAGCCCCCAGGGUCGUGUGACUACGCAACGCUGAAGGUGUAGAGCUGAAGGAAGAGCUUCUUCCCUGGGAAGGAGAGUACGGACUAAGACGACGGAGCUUAUGAGAGCCCAGGUGACUCUGUGUCUUUGGUUCAUUAUCCAUAAUGAUGGAAUAUUUUCCCUUCUCGCUUGCCCGCCUCUCAACAAUGACUGGGUGGGUUUUCACAAAACUGGAGCGUAACCUGUGUUUGGUUCCACCUAAAACAUGGGCUAAGGAUACAUAUCGUAUCUAUGGGCUGGCGGCGCUCAUAAUCGUCACUGUAGGGCCUUCAGGACGGUGCCAUGUGAACAGAAGACGGUUCCUCAGAGAAGACCACGUGACUGCUGUGCGGUGAGUCAUCCCACAGACACAGAGAUUUCAAAAGGGAGCACAAAAAUACGAGCCAUGAAGGGAGACGCUCAGUUGUGAACUGACAAAUUGCCAGGUACCGUGCACCAGGGUAAGCGGCUAAAAGGCUACGAGUAUUUGGUUCGUGAUUCUUUCAGGCCGCGCUGGGCCGCCCUCAAGUGAAGGCCAGUUUCCUCUUUGACAUGAGUGAAAGCGUUUUCUUACUUCCGUCGUAUUUCUCUUUAUAUUCUUUCUUGCUUAUUAUCAAAACCAAAGGCUGCAAUGCAGUUAGACUUACAGAAUCUAUGUGGAUUUUGUCACUUGGUGCCCAUAACUUAACUCAUGUUAAUACAGCAUUGUAAGGAUGCUUCUGAGGGUGGACUUUUUUGUGUAUGUGACCGUGGUACGGCCCACUUAUUUAGUGAUACACGUACAAACGUACGAGCUUUGCUUCCAAAGUUAUGUCACUCAAUCAGGUUUGAAAGCCAUUUUAAAAUAUAUGAAUGAAGUGUCAGUAUUUGGAACGUAUAUGUAAAUAUUCUUAACUCAGUAGCAUACGCUGGAUAACUUUUUUUUUUUUUUUGGCCGCGCCGUGCAGCUUGUAGGAUCUCAGUUCCCCGACCUGGGAUUGAACCCAGACCCUCGGCAGUGAGAGCGGGGAGUCCUGAUCACUGGACCACCAGGGAAUUCCCUGGAUAACCUUAUUAAAGUUUUUAAUUAUGAAACAACUCUAUCAUAAAGAAAAACACCCAAUAAUAUAAGUGGAAAUAUGCCCGCUGACCUUAUUUUCAAAACAUUAACACUUUGCUGUGUUUUCGUUCUCCCACUCCCAAUCCAUUUUCCUUCCUCUCUUCCUAAGAGGUCAACAUUACCCAAAGUAGUAUAUAUUAUACCGAUGCAUUUUUUUCAUACUUUUACUCCUCAAGCAUCUAUCAAUAGUCAAUAUAUGGUAAUAGUUUGUGUGUUAUUACAACAUUUUACAUAUAUAUGGAAUCAUUAUUACAGUUCUGUCACCUUUUUUACUGCCAUCGACAUUAUGCUUUUGAAAUUCAUCUGGGUGAUUUUUGUGUCUCUAACUCAUUGCCUGCUGUACAGAAUUCAGUUGUUAACCAUACCAUGUAAUGUUAUUCAGCCACAAAAAAAGAAUGAAGCACUUUUACAUGCCACAACCUGGAUGAACCUUGGAAACAUUAUGCUAAGUGAAAGGAGCCUGGCACAAAAAGCUUCAUAUUGUAGGAUUCCAUUUAUAUGAAAUAUCCAGAAUGGACAAAUCGUUAGAGAUGGAAAGCAGAUUACUGGUUGCCAGGGGCUAGGGGAGGGGAGGAAUUUGGAGUGACCGCAAACAGGCAUGGGGUAUCUUUUUGGGGUGAUGACAAUGUUGUCGAAUUAGACAGUGGUGAUGGUUGCACGACCUUGUGAAUCAGCUAAAGACCACUGAAUUGUACAUUUCGGAAGCACAGAUUUUAUGGUAUGUGACUUAUAUCUCAAUAAAAGAAAAAUUGUAAAAGGGCUUGGUUGUAUGCACAAACCAUGGUUUCUCUUUGUUCCUUCCUGGACUGCUAGGUGUUUGGGUUGUUUCCAAUGCUAUGCGGUCAGCAAAAUGCUGCAAUAAACAUCCGUGGAGCUACCUUCUCGCUCACAUGUGUGAUCUCUUGAGGGUUUAUAUUUAGAAGUAAAACCCGUCUUCUAUGGUGUCCACACCUUUUAACCCACUAGAAGAGGCAAAGUGAUAACUAAGGUAGUUUCACCUAUUUAUUCUUCCACCAAGGAUGUAUGUUUCCAAUUCCCUGCAUCCUUACCAAUUCAAAAGUGUAUUAAACUUUGUAAUUUUUGCUGACGAAAUACGUGAACUCAUAACCUGUUUUAAGCUGCUUAUGUAAAGAUACCUCAUUGUUGCUUUAAUUUGCAUUUUCCUGAUCGUGAAUGAGGAAUGUUGACCACUCGGGGUUUCUUUUCUGUGAAUUGAUGGUUUCUAGCCAUUGUUCACUUUUCUGUUGAAUUGUUGGUAUUUUCUGUACUGAUUUAAAGGGCAUAAGUAUAUAGUAGGCAUAUCUUUCCUUUGUAAGCUAUAUGUUGCAAAUAUCUUCAGUAAAUCUGUGACUCAU